UGUUGUACAUCAAAAGGUUAAGAAACAUCAAACUGCUGAGAAAAACAUUCAGACAGAAAAAAAAAGUAUGCAUCAGUGUUGUGUGUUAUGUUGCCUCUGCACAGCUCUUCUCUGGAUCUAUUUUCAGGUCAGGAUGUGAAAUUUGUCCCCACUGACGACAAAAUGACCUGGACCGAGGCCCAGAGCUACUGCAGAGAACACCACACAGACCUGGCCAGUGUGAGGAACCAGGCAGAGAACCAGAAGGUCGAGGAGGUGAUUCCAGGAGGAAAAGCCUGGAUCGGCCUUUUCAGAGACUCCUGGAAGUGGUCCGAUGGAAGCAGCUCCUCGUUCAGAUACUGGAACACAGGAGAACCUAACAACAACGGGGGGAAGGAGGAUUGUGCAGCAGCAGAUUUCAGCUCCUCUGGAGGAUGGGGGGACAGGAACUGUAACGAGAAGUUUCCAUUCAUCUGCUACAGUCCAUCUAAGUGGUAACCCCUGAUUCAAACAGUAUUUAUACUAGAUUUAGAUUAAC
This is a messenger RNA of Centropristis striata (black sea bass), 517 nucleotides long. RefSeq names its product lactose-binding lectin l-2-like. The transcript has a single exon. NCBI's taxonomy places the organism in Eukaryota, Metazoa, Chordata, Actinopteri, Perciformes, Serranidae. The record is from RefSeq and is a predicted model, not a curated record. The coding region runs from base 88 to 477 and encodes 129 amino acids.